AUGGAGCGGUCUUUGUUGGAGCAAGAAGAAGUCAUCGGCGGCAUUUGUCGCACGAUCGAUAAUUUCAAAAAAAUGGGAUCGAAGAAUCAUUCUGGAGCUGUCAUUAGAAACCGUCUGUCCAUCCUGCAAGAACUGUGCUCAAGAUGUCAACGAUUACACGCCGACAUCAGGAGCCUCGCCUCUACCAAGGAAUUAACGGAACUCGCUUAUUUCACGGACCAGAUGUUCUGCCAAGCUGAGGAAGCUUACCUAACGGCCUCGGACUACCUGGCGGAAGCCCUGGAGAAGCUGUCGAAACCCUCUGUCGUUUCUGAGGUCAACCCCUGUAACCACUCUGUCAGUGAUUGUAAUUCUGCUCAAGUGCCCCUUCCGCGUAUUCCUCUACCAAAGUUCACUGGGCAAUACAACGAAUGGGUUAAUUUCCGAGACUUAUUCAUUACAUUAGUCGCUUCAAACGAAAGUCUCUCGAAUGUUCAGCGAAUGCACUACUUGAAGACUAGUUUAAUCGGAGACGCCUGUCGCGUGAUAAAAAACUUCUCUGUAACUGAUGCUAAUUAUUUGUCUGCUUGGGCCGAAUUACUUGAACGAUAUGAUAAUCCUCGCGUGAUUAUCUCUUCUCAUUUAAACACAAUCCUUGAUCUCCCUCCUAUGAGGUCCGAAUCCGCUUCGGAAUUGAGACGCGUGCGCGACGCCAUUAACGACUCGCUUCAUGCGCUCCGAAAUCUGGAACGUAAAGUCGACGAUGACCUAGUGGUUGCGAUCGCUGUUCGUAAAUUAGAUUCUCAGACUAGGAAGGAGUGGGAACUCCAUCUCGGCGAUUCUCUAACUCCCCCUCCUUUCUCCGAUCUCGGAAAGUUUCUAUUGAAACGAAUACUAGCGUUAGAAGCUCUUUUUGACUUUAAGGAACCUCCUAAUAAUAAAGCGAAUCGUGCCGGAGCCACUAGGUCUCUCGCUGCUAAUGUUAGUAAGAAUACGUGCCCUUAUUGUCAAGAAACUCACCCUCUGUAUUUAUGUACUAAUUUUAAAUCUUUACCCGUAGAUCAACGAAAAACCUACGUGAAGACGCUACGCCGCUGUUUCAAUUGUCUAAAGUUUGGACAUUUUCCUCGGGAAUGUCCUUCACUUGUUCGCUGUGCUCGCUGCCACGGAAAACAUCAUUCCCUGCUUCAUGGGGCUAAGAAUUCGGACGCUUCAGCGAUAGCGCCGGAAGCGGACGGGUCCGCUACCGUUGCAUCUGUCUCUAACACGAACGAGGCGAAAUCUGUAAACGCUCUGAAGGUACUAACCUCAAGGAAACUCUCUUCUGAUGACUCUCCCGUUCUGUUAGCUACUGCUCGUGUUUUAGUUUGUUCCGACAAUGGAAGAGAAUUGAUAUUGAGAGCUCUAGUCGAUUCCGGCUCCGAAGCCACGUUCAUAACAGAAAGGGCUGCUCAAGCCCUUUGUCUUAAGAGAACAAAAACAAGCGUGAGAGUCACGGGAUUGGGUGACCGAUGCAGCGACGUCGCUAACUAUUCUACCGCAAUUUUACUGUCCACCAGAGACAACCCUCCUGCUGUCCUUCGAACUAAGGCCUACGUCCUUCCCAGUCUCACUACUUGUAAACGUGUUAGAGUGGAUUGUACUCAACUUCCUCACCUUAGAGGUCUACGAUUGGCCGACUCCGAUCCGUCUAGUCAGGAUCGUAUUGAUUUGUUGAUAGGUGCUGACGUUUACAGCUCCAUUAUCCUUGAGGGCGUUCGUAAAGGAUCAGAAGGCGAACCCGUCGCUCAAAAUACUGCUUUAGGCUGGAUUUUAUUUGGGCCGUAUACUCCUUAUCCUGACUCGGAUCUAAAAUGUUUGUCUAACCGGAGUCAAGCCUCGUGUCUCAAUGUUACUGUAACUCCGUCUUUAGAUCAUUGUUUGCAAAGAUUCUGGGAACUCCCUUGUUCGUCGCCUCUCACGGAUGACGAACUCCACUGCGAAUCUUAUUUCGCCUCUACGCACUCGCGUAAUGCUAAAGGUCGUUAUAUUGUUCGCCUCCCAUUCAAGGAUCAAAUGAAGGAUAAUCUUGGCAGCUCGAUGCGUGUGGCUACCCGUCUUCUGAUGAAACUAGAAACGCGACUACACAAAGUUAAGGAACUCUUUCACUCCUACAACGCAUUUCUGCUAGAGUAUCAGAACCUUGGACACAUGGCUCCUGUGCCUCCGGAGGAAAUCUCUCGAUCUUCUACUUACUACUUGCCGCACCAUCCCGUUUUUCGGGAAUCGAGUACCUCCCCAUUGAGAGUGGUCUUUAAUGCUUCCAGCACUGUCGAUUAUGGUUCCUUGCUGAACGAGCUUUUAUUGCCAGGCCCCAAAUUACAAAAGGACCUACCGUCUAUUCUCUUGAAUUGGAGAUCUCACCGUCUGGUUUACAUGGCCGAUAUUGCCAAAAUGUUUAGGCAGAUUCUUGUACACCCUUCCGACACUGAUUACCAAAGGAUACUCUGGCGAGUCCAUCCUCAUGAUUCUAUCAAUCACUUUCGUUUAUUGACCGUUACUUACGGUACUACUUGCGCUCCUUUUCUGUCGAUGCGUGUUUUAAAACAACUCUGUAUUGAUGAAGGCCACAAGUUUCCUCUUGCUGUCUCGAUCCUGUCGAACUCUAUUUAUGUUGACGACGCUCUCUUUGGCGCUCAUGAGGUCGCUACGAUUCUGGAGAUGCGCUCUCAACUUACCUCUCUUUUGAAACUAGGAGGCUUUCAUCUACGAAAAUGGGCGUCGAACUACGGCGACCUGUUGCUUGAUAUACCGAUGGAUGACCAACUGGAACCCGCUGGAUUCACUUUCCAGGAGGAGGCUUCGAUCAAGGCUCUGGGCCUACAUUGGGACCCUGUGUCCGAUAAGUUCUCCUUUCAAUACAAUCACUGUGAAGCCCCUACCUCUAGUAAGCGAACCGUGCUGUCUGUCGUUUCUCGCAUUUUUGAUCCACUGGGACUGAUCGCUCCUGUUAUUGUAUCUGCCAAAAUUUUCUUGCAGGAAUUGUGGCUGCGUAAAGUGGAAUGGGAUCAACCAUUACCUGCUGAUCUUCUCUGUUGGUGGAAUAACUAUCUGUUGAGUCUGUCUGAACUACGAAGAAUUCACGUUCCACGUUGGACGAAACAGAGUCCCGAAAUGCUCGGAAUUGAAGUUCACGGCUUCGCGGACGCUUCCACACGAGCGUACGCUGCCGUUGUUUACCUUCGCAUCCUUAACAACUCUGAUCAGUACGAAACCUCCUUAGUGGCUUGUAAAACAAAAGUGGCUCCUAUCAAAACCGUUAGUGUGCCUCGAUUAGAACUAUGCGCUGCCGCCAUGCUGGCCAGGUUAUUGUCGUUCAUUCUGUCGUCUCUAGGCCUGGAUAACGCUCCUGUCUAUUGCUGGUCUGAUUCGAAGGUCACUCUAGCCUGGCUUUCUCAACAUCCUGUGAUAUGGAAAACCUUUGUAGCGAAUCGGGUGUCCGAUAUACAUCAACGUUUGCCUAAAGCCAAGUGGAACUAUGUUUGUUCUGAACAAAACCCUGCAGACUGUGCAUCUAGGGGGAUUGAUGUUGAUUCACUCUUAUCUCAUCCCUUGUGGUGGAAAGGCCCUCUGUGGCUCUCAAAGAACUCCGCGGAAUGGCCUGAACAUUCUACCAACGGAAACGUCGAAGCCGAAAAGGAAAGACGCGUUAGAAAAGCGUUCGCUAUCUCGACUCUACUCUCUGAGUGGGAACUUCCUAACGAAGUCUCCUCGUGGCCUCGCUUGCUUAGAAUAACCGCUUAUUGCAUUUUAUUUUUGAAUAUUGCAACGUUACUUUCUUCACGUCUGCAACUUCGCCGUGCUUCUCAACAAAAGGUUGGGCGCCAGGCGCGUAAUUCGCGCCGCACAAAACUCGCGAUACUCUCGGUACUUCGCACGACGGCCAAAUGCCGACUAGUCCGCCUCCACACGAAAUGGCAGAAGGGCGAGGUUCUUUCUCGGCACGCGGAAUAG
Molecule: messenger RNA, 3972 nt
Organism: Monomorium pharaonis (pharaoh ant)
Lineage: Eukaryota; Metazoa; Arthropoda; Insecta; Hymenoptera; Formicidae
Exons: 1
Coding region: 1-3972 (1323 amino acids)
Molecular function (GO): zinc ion binding; nucleic acid binding
Source: RefSeq, a predicted model, not a curated record